CCAAGCAGAAUGCAGGCAUCAGCCUCUCAGGACAAGACCCGGAGGAAACCAGGCCAUAAUGAAGGUACUCAACAUCCUGACUAUGAGAAUAUAACCUUGGCCUUCAGAGACAAGGAAGAGCUCAAACUCAAACAGUCAGCACCCAAGAAACAAGCCCAGGUCAAGCCAUCACUGGACACAUCCCAGAUCCCUCCCUGGUUUCACAGAACCAUCAUGAUCUUAUAUGUCCUCCUCGCUCUCAUCUUUUCAUUUUGCAUUAUCCUGUCAGCCUUGGUCCUGGUCAAAAAUUCUGAAAUGUCCAGGGAGCUGUGGAGCUUGAGAGUGGAGCUUCUGAAUGUUUCAAGCCUGGUGCAGCAGUGCCAGGAUCAGCAAGACAAUCAUUGGAAAGCUGUCCAGACGGGGAUCCGGGAGGCCAAGAGUAACAUUGCUACAGUCUCGAGCAAAGUGCAGAGUGGAAAUGACAAGCUGAAGACGGUGCCAGCAGAUAUAACUGACAUCAAGACAACCCUUAAGGCGCUAGAGAAGAAAGUCCUCACUCGUAAGCCGGGGCUAGGGAGCGCCCACUUCUAA
Microtus ochrogaster (prairie vole) is the source of this 570-nucleotide messenger RNA. It is a transcript of the gene Mcemp1, whose product is annotated as mast cell expressed membrane protein 1. The record is from RefSeq and is a predicted model, not a curated record. Lineage: Eukaryota; Metazoa; Chordata; Mammalia; Rodentia; Cricetidae.